AUGGGAAAUGAGAAUAGGAGAAUGGGGGAGAUGGGAGAACAGAGAAAAAGAGGAAAAUUGGAGAACAAGAGAACAGAGAACAAGAAAACAGGAGAAACAGAAAAUGGAAGAAUGGGAAAAAUGGGAGAACAGGAAAAUGGGAAAGGAGGACAACAGGACGGGAGGAGGACAACAGGACGGGAGGAGGACAACAGGACGGGAGGACAGGGGCACAGAACACCAGAUACAACAGAUGAAGCCGAAGGCCAGGAAGCCAACAAAGAGCACGAAGCACUCUUUUUGCUUCCUGUACCGAAGGCACAACGGGCAGCAAAGGAGGAUCUAGUCGCAUCGUACAGUAAACAAGACAGUGGCGUAGUCCGACUCACCUUGCCGAAUGUUGCCGCUUGGCCAGCCGAAAUCCAUCCGAAAUCCACAUCCAAAUCCACGUCCAAAUCGGCCUCAAAAUCCAGCUUUGAACUUCGCUUGUGUGUGAGGAACUUUGACGUAGUCAAUCCUACUCCCGAAGCUACACAACGGCAUAUACUAUCCCCACAUGUGCCAUUCAUUGCGAGAUUGAACGACUGA
This is a messenger RNA of Suillus bovinus, 567 nucleotides long. RefSeq lists its product as uncharacterized. The transcript has 6 exons. Bases 1 to 567 code for a protein of 188 amino acids. The record is from RefSeq and is a predicted model, not a curated record. Lineage: Eukaryota; Fungi; Basidiomycota; Agaricomycetes; Boletales; Suillaceae.